CUGUGUCACAUGACUCUCCGUGACCAUUCAGACGUGUUCAAUGAGUGACAGCACAUGCAGGAGCUGCAACAUCAUUUUCGAACACGUUGGAUUUUUUAAUGAAUGGGAAAACUGUGUAAUGUAGCAAAACUAUGGUUGAUUGUACCGUUUUUACCUACACUAACAAAGACUUUAUAAGUGAUGUUUGUUCCGGACAGCAGACCAGGUCGCGAUUUGACUUCAUGCUGCGGACCGGAUGGACUGAGAAGAGAAACGCCGGGCUGUUUCGUUAUCACCUGGACGAUCUGGAGACCCGGAUCCUUCCCGGUCCGUGUGGCUACAUCGCUCAGCUGAACAUCUUGAGAGGCAUCGAGAGACGAAAACCUCAGGAGAUCCUGAGCGUCCGGCAGGACUUUGACACGAGACAGUUCAGCUUCAACAAGAUCAACCCAAAAGAGCUGCUGUUUGAAUUACAGAAAGAAACUGAAAGCUCUUGUGACGCUAGAUGCCAUCAAAAUGCUUCAAAAAGGAAGUGCAAAGUCAUAAUAAAUGUAAGUCCGUUGGAAUUCGGUCACUGUCUGCUUGUGCCUGAACCCGAAAGGUGUCACCCACAGAUACUGACGCCUUUAGCGGUUCAGAUGGGGAUAGAAACGGUUCUCCUCAGCGCUGAUCCAGGAUUCAGAGUUGGUUUUAACAGUCUGGGUGGUUUUGCAUCAGUUAAUCAUCUCCAUCUUCACGGCUACUAUCUAAACCACCAACUGAGGAUUGAAACCUCCCCAGCUGAACCGAUCCUCCCUGAAAAACACUUGUAUUGUCUUCUGGACUUCCCAGGAGGUUUUCUGUUCUACGCGCAGGGUUCAAACCUGGAUUUGGUAGUCAAUGCAGUAUGUAGUCUCACUGAUAUUAUGGUUGAUAGGAAUAUCGCACACAACCUCUUCAUCACCAGAGGUUGCCCUCCACGGAGGGAGCGUGACCCGUCUUCGUCCCGAAAUGGGGUGAGGGUUAUCGUGUGGCCCCGGGUGUCCAGUUUUGGUGCCAAAGAAGAGUCGGCUUUCAACGUUGCCCUGUGUGAGCUCGCCGGACACCUUCCCUUCAAAAACAAAGAAGACUAUGAGACAGCCACUGAGGAUGGAGUCCAAGACAUCAUUCGGAAAUAUCUGCUGCCACAAGAAGAGUUCAGUGAACUGCAAAAGCAUGUCGUGAAAUGUUUAUAGAUUACAGAUCAAAAUAUCCUGUCUCAAAAUAAGGGUUUCAGAAUACCUAAUAAAUGUUGAUUUUUAUUUAUUUGUUUAUUUAUUUAUGGGUUAUUAAAUUCAUUUUUUUUCCUCCUUUUUCAUUUUCUUUCUCUUGAAGUUACAAAUGAGGUGAUGCUUAGAUCAUCCGUUCACAGAUUAUUAUUAUGUGUGGGCACUAACUGUUAAAUUACUGUUAAAUAUAUAUAUAUAUAUAUAUAUAAGUUUGUGUUUACAUAUGUGUAAUGUGUAAAUUUAUAUGCAUAUAUAUGUAAAUAUAUUGAUAUAUAAUAUAAAUCAUAAAUCUGAAUACACACACACAUAUAUGUGUAUAUAUAUAUAUAUAUAUAUAUAAGAAGUUAUAUAUUCAUAUAAGAAGUUAUGCAUUCAUAUAAGAAGUUAUGCAUUAUGAACUAACUGAAUGUUUAUGAAUUAUUUUUAUAUUAUUCUGCAUUAACCACUCAUAACAAUCAUAUACUGAAUAUACAGAGCUUUUUUAUGGUUUUUGACACGUACAUUCUGUACUCUGCCUGUGUUCCUUGUGGUCAGAUAUGUGUAGGUUUAAUUUCAGUCGAAUUAACAUGUCUUGUGCUUAGGGUGCUAGAGUUUCAGAAGCGUCUGUUUAGAUAUAUGGACUUAUUGUCUUGCCUGUGCCUCUGAGGUGAGAAAACCACAGGAUAUGAUUAUUCUAUUCUUCAGACAUCACAAGACAUUAUAGUCCUUACUGACCUUUCCAUAUGUGCUCAGUUAGUCACGUAGCAGGAAACUGCUUCAAACCCUCUACAGAAUACAGGGUAUAAAUUACACCUGCGAACAAACAGCUAGGGCUUUUCUUUACUGCUCUGAAGCUCCUAGGUGUGCCUAGACCCUCUUCUAUAGACUUAACCUUCUCAGAGGUUAAGUCUAUAUUUGAUUUGGGCUGAUUAAGAAUGACUUAUUGAGUUUGUGUUAUGCAAUUUAUAUGUGAAAUGAUUGGAUUUAACAUUAUUAUUGAAACUUAAUUUCACUUGUCAGUUUCAAGUUAUGAUUAAUUCUGUUACACAUUUGCAUUUCUGAAACGUUUUGAAUAAAUUUACAACUUCUGCAACCCACCCGUCUGACGUGGAUUCGAUUUUGCAUCAGUUUUUGGAGGCACCGCUGGGAUCAAUCAUCGGUCCGUUUACUAUUGUUGAUGCUCCGCAUGACCAAAAAGAUAGAUAGAGUAGGUGGUCCCAAUGGCUCGCAUGGUUCUUGGGUGCACUUUUCCUAAACUGCAGAGAAUACCAGAUUCUGGAAGAAAAACUGUCGAAGAUGUCUAAUGGGAAAGAGUGGUUACCAGUGGGGAUGAGGUGAUUUCUCAAUGACGGGUAAGAUCCUCGAUGGCAGAGGGCAACCUAAGGCACCUGCCCAAGCAGGGAGGUGUUAUAUGUGAGAUGGUAGCGGAGUUAAGCGGAUGAUUGACAAGCCAAAAGCAUCAGGGAAACUGUAAGAAGCACAGCAAGUGGUCUGUCUUGAGAAUGUAAGCUCCUCCAGGCCUGAUCACCAGCGACCGCAUUCCUUGACGACGAUAAAAAAAAAAAAAAAAAGCUUGAUUCAGCUAGAAUCAAGGAGCUUAUUUAUAAAGAGUUAAUGGUAAGGAGCUUUCAAGAACCCUCUGAGACCAUGUAAUUAUAGCCAUGAUUUCUAGUAAGAUUAUAACAAAAUUUCUUAAUUUGAAACAAAAUCAUAAAAUCGGUUGCUCGAAACUGUAUAAAAAAAUUUGGGGUCUAGUUUAUGAUGAGUCCCUGAAUGUGAGAGGCCAAAAUAAUAUUGGACUAAUAUUAAUAUUAAACUAAUAUGUCUGUAUCAUAGUUUUACUAAUGCAGGUCCUUAGACAUGGUGGUGGCUAGAGAUUGAAAACUGCUUUUGCUGAUUCAAGAGAUGAUUUGGAUAUCUAAGGUUAAGAGAAGAUAUAUGUUCUCAAUGAAAAAGUCAUUUCACUUAACGGACACCAUACUGAUUUAAUUGAUUUGUGUCACAGCAUUGCACGUCAGUGUAUUUAUGAGAUGCAUGCGAUGAUGCAACAAAACUGGUUUUGGCUGGAAAUAUUGACUGAUAUUGAAGACAGGCUAUCCAGAUGUAUGCAUUAAAAUGACUAAUGAACAGUGUUUGGGGUAAUGCAUUACAAGUAACGUGAGUUACGUAAUAUUAUUACUUUUUCCAAGUAACUAGUAAAGUAACACAUUACUUUUUAAUUGACAAGAAAAUAUCUGAGUUACUUUUUUCAAAAGAGUAACUCCAGUUACGUUUCCCCCCAUUUAUUGAUUAAAAGCUCUCCUUUCUCUAUGUUGAGAGAAAUCGGGAGUAAGAUGUUAGUUCUAGAAUAAAUGUGAACAUGCAUUAAUUCAUCUCACUCACAAAAAAACAGAUUCAGAAAUUCAACUCAGAAUAUAUGUUAAAUAAUACAAAUAUCCUUUAUGCAUUUAAUCCCAUUUUAUUAACCAAUGUCUUUGCUGCCGACCUUCAAUGAUCCAAUUCAACCAUACUAAUAAGCAAAAAUUACUCAAUAUAAUCUAACAUUUGUUUUCCGUUUUUACUGCUGAAGAGUUGAGUUUUUUCUUCUGCUGUCUACUGUACAGACGUGAAUUUACUUUUCUCAGAGCCUGAGGCUUUUGGUGUGAAAAUGCUUUUACAUUUGCCAAAAUAUAACUUUUUAUAUUAAAAACAGAUUUAAAAAGCCCAGAUUUAAAAGGUAACACAAAAGUAAAGUAACGCAUUACUUUCCAUAAAAAGUAAUAUUGUAAUACAUUACUUUUAAAAGAAACUUUUCCCAACACUGCUAAUGAAGUAAUUAGACAAUAUUUAUUUUCUUGCCCUCAGCACUCAGAAUGCUAGAAAUCUUAAAGGUGCCACAUUCGAUUUAAAGGAUAAGAACCCCUGUACCAGUGGGGGAUCAAGGGUGGAUAGAGCAAGUAGGGGACAAAGUGAUGCUUCAGAGAGUAGGCCAGUUUGGGAGCCCUGGCUACACAGUAUGAUGGCCCUUGUCCAGUAUUGCUGACAAUGCCUACUUCUGUCCUUUCGUGGAAAUUGAGCCAGGCAUGACUCGGUGGAUACGUCUAAAGCUUUUCCUGUCUUUCCUUGCUUCUACUAACUAACACAAAGGAACUUAAGUAUGUGCCUGCCAUAUAUUACCACCUUAAUAUGGCUUUGAAGAAAAAAAAAAUAUAUAUAUAUAUAUAUAUAUUAACCUUGUAUCUUUUUCUUAGGUUACAGUACAGGAUGAUGUGUCCAUCUGGACCUGAUGUACUUAACCCCAUGAAAAGAGACAAUGAUGUGUGUGAAUUGUUGUUGUAUGUGAGUGAUGGUGCACCAAACAAAUUUAAGAUUUUAUAUGGGCCCACAAUGUAAAUUAGGCCAACGAAAUUUAUGUCCUUGGACGAUUUUGGCUAUUUGUUUCUGUUUAACUUAAGGGAGGCAGAAUAAGAACGCUUGUGCUGCCUACCCCCACACAUAAUUUCACUUUUUCUCCUCAUAGGAUGUCGUGAUGGAUUCCAUCAAACAGAAAUAUUGUUGUUUUAAACAUAUGAUAACAAGAGACUCUCCAAUUAGUGUGGAAUUGUGGUGUCUCAUGUUCUCUCAUUUUUCCUUCUUUCGUACUCCUAUCUAUGCUCUAUAGGCAUGAGUGAAUGCUGUCACAAAGCUAUUUUAGUCAUCUCUGUCACACUCGUUUGAUCCUUAGAGUGACAACCUUGGAGUGACUUCUGGCAGAACGCGGCCCAUCGUACGUGAUCCAUUGCGAAUCCUGUCCUGCUGGACGUCGAACCGAAUACAUUGUCAGUGACUAUAGGAGCCUGGUACUACAGACCAGGUGCUCGCUGCUUCGCCCCAGGAGACGUACGUUUCUUCCUCACGUCGCAUCCACACGCCACACGGACAGAAAGCGCUAUUUCCAAAACCUUGGGCAAGACCCCCAUCUCUAUCACCAAACACAGCAUGAUUAAAGAGUCAACUUCAUCUGCGCCUCGAUCUGAAGGCAGUAAAAAGGCCAAACUUAGCACGAGUAGUGAUGAGAAGAUCUAUAUUCUGCGGGUGAGGGGUAAGGAACGAUAUGAAAUGUUAAAGAAGAUCAAUGAUAGUUUGGAAUUGAGUGACAUGAUACCAGCGGAAACUACUCAUCAA
Labeo rohita (rohu) is the source of this 5348-nucleotide messenger RNA. RefSeq names its product GDP-D-glucose phosphorylase 1 (gene gdpgp1). The record is from RefSeq and is a predicted model, not a curated record. Gene Ontology annotation, biological process: glucose metabolic process. Lineage: Eukaryota; Metazoa; Chordata; Actinopteri; Cypriniformes; Cyprinidae. Gene Ontology annotation, cellular component: cytoplasm. Gene Ontology annotation, molecular function: GDP-D-glucose phosphorylase activity. The coding region runs from base 132 to 1193 and encodes 353 amino acids. The transcript is spliced from 2 exons.